Messenger RNA from Amoebophrya sp. A25, 2568 nucleotides. NCBI's taxonomy places the organism in Eukaryota, Dinophyceae, Syndiniales, Amoebophryaceae. The record is from the annotation of a GenBank genome assembly.
GCGUUAGUAAAAGAAGAUCCUGGAGGACAAGGUACUUCUAGAGGAUCCUGAAGAGAGAAGUGUCCAGUAUUUUAGCCAAAGUGUCGCAAUCGUUUUAUCAACUAGAUCAAAAAAAAUAUCCUCUAGAGGAGAGAGUCUAGCCAGUAGUAAAAGAUGAGGGCAGCUAGGGCUUCCGUUUCUCUGCUGGUGCCUGUUUUGGGGCUGCCGGUUUGUGACACUCACUGGACGGAGAGCUAUAGCAGCUUGGAUGACACGCUUUCAGCGGUGCUCCCUUCGGAUGGCUCCUCAGGCGAGCGGGAAGGCGAAGGCGUAUUCAGGUGCUAAAAAAUAGCUUAGAGUUUUCAGGUUCAGGAGGUAGUACUAAAAAUGCCUACAACUAAAAUUGCUUACAGUGAAGAUACAGGGCACAGCAAUCUUCAAUCUAUGAUUAGGGUACUACAAUUUUUAGCAUUGAUUGAGCAUUGUGGCUCAUGAUUAGACUCACUAUUACCCCUCCUACAUACUUCGCGCAUUAGUUGUGAUCAAUACUGUGUACCGAGCAUCCAGCAAGCAUGAAAUUGCUGUACUUGUGGUUUAAGGCAAUAGCAUGCACUCUUGAGAAAAAGUGCUUGGUCGUAGUAGAAAGAAACUACUUGUUCAUCAACUGAGAAUGAUCGAGUUUUGUUUACUUCAACGUCAUCAAGUGAUACUCAAAGCAAUGAUGGCACACACAUGCUUGUUUUUCCAUGCUGAUAAGAAGAAACAGAUCACAAUGUUCAAAACAAAGAAUUAGAGUUUAGCGAGGGGAUUGGGGAAAAUAUUCCUAGAGCCGUAACGUAGUUUCAGGAGAAAAUCUAGUGGGUGUUUGGUUCAACUUCCACUGGGGUAUCCAGAAGUACUAAGAUGUAGAUUUUUUAGAGUCAAAGUGCGACGUUUGAGGUUAUGCAUCAGGCAUCCUAGAAUUUUGUAAGAGUUGGGGACAUAGGAUGAAGUUUUUUAUUGAUUUGGUUCAUACGUAGACUGGAUAAUGAGUGGGUUUUGAGGAGAUUCAAUAGUGAUACCAACCUAAUCGGAGUAUAGAAUGUUAUGUUUGAUGACAUCUCUGGAUGUUUUGGUUGAUUUUUGAAGUGUGUGCAAAGGAGCUCGUCAGAAAUGAAUUUCAAUUAAAACAAGAUAUAAUCAGAAUUUCUUGGAUAUGACUUGAAAACUCCUCAAUUUCGUUUUCGAUUCAAGAUUGUUAUAAGAAUUUCUACAUUCAUACAACCUAGAAUAGUACAACAUCUAAAAGUUUCAUGAUUUAGAUCUUCUAACAUGAUGACCAUCAAACAAAACUCAACUUUAGAUGCUGACCAAGAAAUCUAGAAAAUCUAAAUCACAGCAAGAAGGAGUACGCCUGUGCAGCGUGCGUGAAAUUGGUGGUGGAUAGCAAGAGUUGCGACGUUAUUCCCUCGUCAAAAUGCUAUGCCUACGACGUCAUGGGGCAUUUUGGAACGAAGACAGUAGAAAAGGUAUUACACAACUCGAUUCUAAGAGCUGCUGCUUCUUCAUUAGUAUUCUCCACUCUGAAACCGAAAGUCUGCAUCCAUCUCAUGGGUUACGUUUAUCUGGAUUGAUUCUAAGUAUCAUGUUCUUUCCCUCUAAAUCUAAAUCUUUCCUUCGGCGAGACUACUAAAUCCAAAGAAUCUAAUAGUGAAAUCUAUAAAUAAUCUAAAUAGGGAAUCUAAAUAAUCUAAAUAUUUAAAUCUAAAUAAUCUAAAUCUCGGUUACUCACCUUCUUUUCCCAGGUAACAGGCGGCAAAUUGGGUACGACUACGAUUGAGGAUACUACGGACGAAAACUGGACAUACGCGCUGAGUGGGACAUUACGGCUUUUUCAUGGCCAACUCCCUUACUUGAAUAGACAAUGUUUGCUCAUAACCCGAAAAGGACUCCCUACGAAUAGACGGGGCCAAUACAGUGGCUAUGACUGAAGAGACGACUAUCCUCCAUUUAUAGAUUCCACGAUUACGUAUUUAGAUUGUAAAACUACCACAGGAUGAGGAGUCAUGCUUUCUCUAAGUACAUGUCAUUUCUCUUCUAAGUACGGCCUUACCGGAUGGAGCGGUCGAAUGCGCCCCUGUCCUCUACAAGGCUAUGAAUCCAGAUGCCACCCGACAGGUGAUUGAUGCUGCCUGCGCUUCCGGAAACGCACUCUGUGAUUAUGGUGGAAUUUUAGCUUCGAUGCGGAAGAAUUUCUGCUACUCUUGGAGAAUUUCUGCUACUCCCUUCUCUCCCUCCGCCUUGGAAAAUUUAUCCUUCUCCUCUGCUCUAGAAUGUCUCCUCCUCAUCUCCUCUAGAAUGUCUCCUUCUCUCAUCUCCUCUAGAAUGUCUCCUCCUCAUCUCCUCUACUAUGCCUCCUCCUCAUCCCUCCUCCUCCUCUAACCCCAAGACCAUCCGAAUAAGUUCCAGGAGUGCUGCGGAGGCAUGGUGCCGCCGGAUCAGCUGUGUGCCACUGGCAAAUUUUGCUGUGGCGAAGAGGGAAAGAUCACUUUCGGCAAGGACAAGAAGGAGGAGUGCGCAGCUGCCACGAACGCGGCAACAAACGUGUAG